UUAUCGUGUUUGACGUUUGUGGAAGGAAGAGUACUGAUUAUUUACAAUAUUUAAGAUCUUCAAAGUUCGAAGGAAUACGUAAAUGACAAUGGACGCCAACGUAGAUGAUGAUGAAACACAUAGCGAAUUGGAAUGUCCAGAAAAUAGACAAUAUAAUGCAGAGGAAGAUUUUUCGGAAGAAAAUACAGAUGAAUCAUCUGUAUCUACUGAAAGCACUUUUGAUUUGACAUUACCAGCAACACAUUCUUAUUUAGGACAUAACUUGGAAGAACUUAGAGGAAGGACAAUAUUGGGUGAUUGGCUUUAUUUGAAUUUACCAUUGCUAGUGAAACAGUCUGUAAUGUUAUUUCCUGGGCAAACAUUACCAAUGACAGUAUUUGAUACACAAACCAUUGACAUGAUAAAAACUUGUAUUGAAAGUGAUAAAACAUUUGGUGUUGUAUAUUUGGGACAUGAUAGAAUGGUACCGAUAGGCACAACUGCAGAAAUUUAUGAGUGCAUGUAUGAUCUUGGACAAGGUUUCCGUUUGAAAGCUAAAGGUAGACAAAGAUUUAAGAUCCUGAAAGUUAUAAUUCACGGCUAUGGUAGAAUAUCAGCCCACGUAAAAGUUUUACCAGAAGUAACACUUGGACCACCAUUUUUGGAUGAACGUUUAGCUUCGUUAGAUCACUUACGAAUACAUCCGAAAAACGAUGAUGAUUUUAAGAAGCAAGAAAAAGUAGAAAAUUUAGAUGCUGCAGUAACUACUUGGCCUGCUUGGGUGUACAGGCAAUAUGAUCCUUUACGACUUUCAUUAAAAAUACGACAACGUUUGCAAUUUAUCGAAAGCAAGGGAAGUAACAUACCAGAACAUCCUGUAUAUUUGUCAUUUUGGGUUGCCCAAAACUUGUUCAUAGAUGAUGAUGAACGAAUCGUCUUACUAAAUUAUGAUUGUGCAAUUUCAAGGUUACAAAGAGAAGUUAAAUAUCUUGUAGAGGACAAAAUAUUUGUUUGUUGUAAUUGUGAUUCCUACAUUGGAAGACAAUCACAUAUAUUUCCAAUGAGUAAGGAAGGCCCACAGGGUACCUAUUGUAAUCCUUCUGGAAUUAUACAUGAAACUGUUACUUUAUAUCACGCGCAAGGGCUUACGCUAAGUGAAGAUCCACCGUCAAUAAAUUAUACAUGGUUCCCAGGAUAUGCUUGGAUUGUGGCAACAUGUAAACAUUGUGGUGAUCAUAUGGGUUGGAAGUUUACAGCAGUUCAGAAUAAUUUAAAACCUAAGGCGUUUUGGGCCUUGGUACGUAAGAGUUUGAAAAACAAAGAAAAGUGAGCAAACCAAAAAUUCUUUAAAUACAUUAGAUCGGAAGAUUCGGUGAUUAGUUUAAAAAACCCGGUGCAUAUUUCCAAUAGUUUGUUAGCGUUGUAUGACCACGCGCAAUUGUUUGUGCUGCUCAAUUUCUGUGAGCUUUCAGUAGUGAUAAUAUUAAUUUUCCACUAUCAAAGAAGACUAUAAAACACACUGAAACAGUUAUUUACUGUGAGCUUUCAAUCGACUGAAGUACAGUAUAUACAAAUUUCAACAUCUGAGUGUAUAUAGAAU
Molecule: messenger RNA, 1579 nt
Organism: Eufriesea mexicana
Lineage: Eukaryota; Metazoa; Arthropoda; Insecta; Hymenoptera; Apidae
Gene: ohgt
Product: E3 ubiquitin ligase component cereblon
Exons: 8
Coding region: 83-1309 (408 amino acids)
Source: RefSeq, a predicted model, not a curated record